Molecule: messenger RNA, 7936 nt
Organism: Belonocnema kinseyi
Lineage: Eukaryota; Metazoa; Arthropoda; Insecta; Hymenoptera; Cynipidae
Gene: alpha-Spec
Product: spectrin alpha chain
Exons: 10
Coding region: 275-7576 (2433 amino acids)
Biological process (GO): actin cytoskeleton organization
Cellular component (GO): cortical actin cytoskeleton; plasma membrane; cell projection
Molecular function (GO): calcium ion binding; actin filament binding
Source: RefSeq, a predicted model, not a curated record
GUUCAUGAGUCCAUCUUCAUCCAGCGAUACAAUCAUAAAAUAAAUAGUUAUGUGCCUUUUUUUUGAGUUUCAAUUGUUCUAAAUCAGAUGAAAAAAGCAUCGAGGAAUCGUGUAAAUAGUGUUGAUUGUUGUUUUUUGAACAAAUAAAGAGGACAAGUGUGAAAAGAGUUAUUGAUUGUGAGGCAUAUCCCUCUUUGCCACACCCCUCGGCCAUUUUGGUCAUUGGAACUAUUGGAGGAUUCCAGGCCAAAAGUUGGAGAUCCAAUAAUUCGGGAUGGAUCAAAUCACCCCGAAGGAGGUGAAAAUCCUCGAAAACCCGGAGGAUAUUCAAGAAAGAAGAGAACAAGUUCUUGGGCGUUAUUCGAAUUUUAAAUCAGAAGCACGAACGAAACGAGACAGACUUGAGGACUCCCGUCGCUUUCAGUAUUUUAAGCGAGAUGCGGACGAACUCGAAGGAUGGAUUUACGAAAAACUGCAAGCAGCCUCUGACGAGAGUUACAAAGAUCCAACCAAUCUGCAGGCAAAAAUUCAAAAGCACCAAGCUUUUGAGGCAGAAGUUGCGGCACAUUCCAACGCCAUUGUGCAGCUCGAUAAUACCGGUUCCGAGAUGAUUGCUCAGCACCAUUUCUCCAGCGAUGUCAUCCGAAAAAGACUGGAGGAACUGCAUCGCCUAUGGGAACUGUUGCUUUCUCGUCUGGCCGAUAAGGGCCUCAAACUCCAGCAAGCUCUCGUCCUCGUCCAAUUUAUUCGUCACUGCGACGAAGUCAUGUUCUGGAUCAACGACAAAGAGGCUUUCGUGACAACCGACGAGUUUGGCCACGACCUCGAGCACGUGGAAGUCCUCCAGCGGAAAUUCGACGAGUUCCAGAAGGACAUGGCCAGUCAGGAGUACCGUGUCACAGAAGUGAACGAGCUGGCGGACAAACUCUUGCUUGACGGACAUCCUGAGCGCGACACCAUUCUCCGUCGGAAGGAGGACUUGAACGAGUCCUGGCAGAGACUGAAGCAACUCGCGAUUCUACGUCAGGAGAAGCUCUUCGGUGCUCACGAAAUUCAGCGAUUCAAUCGGGACGCUGAUGAGACAAUGGCUUGGAUCGCCGAGAAAGAUGUUGUUCUUUCGUCGGACGAUUUUGGCCGCGAUCUCGCGAGCGUGCAGACCCUGCAACGAAAGCAUGAGGGCAUUGAGCGCGACCUGGCGGCUCUGGACGAUAAAGUGGCAACAUUGAGCGCGGAGGCUGACAGACUGGCGGGAAUUCAUCAGGCCGAUCAUUCCCAGCAAAUCCAGGCGAAGCGGAUUGAGAUUCUCCAGUCCUGGGAGAGUCUCACGGGCAAGGCGAAGGAGCGACGAUUGAAGUUGGAUGAGUCCUACUAUCUGCAUCGGUUUUUGGCCGAUUAUAGAGAUUUGGUCUCGUGGAUGAACGACAUGAGGGCGAUUAUUUCCGCGGACGAGUUGGCCAAGGAUGUGGCGGGCGCCGAGGCGCUUUUGGAGAGGCAUCAGGAGCACAAGGGCGAGAUUGACGCUAGAGCUGAUAGUUUUGAUUCUACGACCUUGGCAGGAAACCAGCUUUUGGAACGAAAGCACUAUGCAGCGGAAGAAGUGGCUCGUAAGUUAGAAUCACUCGCCGAGGACAAAUCCGCGUUGUUGAGCCUCUGGGAGAAGAGGCGAAUUUUGUACGAGCAGUGUAUGGAUCUGCAGCUCUUCUAUCGCGACACUGAGCAGGCUGACGCUUGGAUGGCCAAACAAGAGGCUUUCCUCUCGAACGAGGAUCUCGGCGACUCACUCGACAGCGUCGAAGCCCUGAUCAAGAAACACGAGGACUUUGACAAGAGUCUCGCGGCCCAGGACGAGAAGAUCAAGGCCCUCGACGAGUUUGCCGGGAAGCUGAUUGAAGGGGAGCACUACGCGGCCGACGAUGUCGCUCAGAGGAGACUCUCGCUCCUCGAGAGAAGGUCCAUUCUCCUCGAGAAGUCGGCGCAGAGACGACAGACGCUCGAGGACGCCUACAGACUCCAGCAAUUUGAGCGAGACUGCGAUGAGACCAAGGGUUGGAUCUUCGAGAAGCUCAAGUUUGCCACUGAUGACAACUAUCUGGACCCGACCAAUCUCAACGGCAAAGUGCAGAAGCAUCAGAACUUUGAGCAGGAACUGAAUGCCAACAAGACCCGCAUGGACGAGCUCGUGUCGACCGGCGAGGAGUUAAUCGAGCGAGAGCACUACGCGACUGAUCGGAUCCGCUCGAGAACCGAUGAGAUUCUCUCACUCUGGUCGAGUUUGGCGCACGCCUCGGACAAGAAGGGCGCCAAGCUGCAGGAGGCCUCUCAGCAGCAGCAGUUCAAUCGCACCGUCGAGGACAUUGAGCUCUGGCUCUCGGAAGUUGAGGGACAACUCAUGUCCGAGGACUAUGGAAAGGAUCUGACGAGUGUGCAGAAUUUGCAGAAGAAGCACGCGCUUCUCGAGGCCGAUGUUGCGUCGCACUCUGACAGGAUCGAGAGUAUCGCUCAAGCUGCUGAGAACUUUGUCAGUAAUGGCCAUUUCGACGCUGACAAUAUCAAGGCGAAGCAGGAUCAGCUGCAGGGUCGUUAUUCUGCCCUGCAGAGACCCAUGAGUAUCCGCAAGCAGCGACUUUUGGACUCUCUUCAGGUUCAACAACUCUUUCGUGACAUUGAGGACGAGGAGGCCUGGAUCCGAGAGAAGGAGCCAGUCGCCGCAAGCACAAAUCGUGGCCGUGACUUGAUUGGAGUUCAGAAUCUGCAAAAGAAGCACCAAGCCGUCCUCGCCGAGAUCAACAAUCACGAGCCGCGAGUCGCGACUGUUUGCCAAGCCGGGAACAAAAUGUUACAGGAGGGACACUUUGCGGCUGAGGAAAUCUCGCAGCGUCUGACAGCGCUGGACGAGCACUGGGGCUCGCUCAAGGAGAAGGCUCGUCAGCGAAAGCAAGAUCUGGACGACUCUCUCCAGGCGCAUCAGUACUUUGCCGAUGCCAACGAGGCCGAGUCCUGGAUGAAGGAGAAGCGACCAAUUGUGAUGAAUGCGGACUAUGGCAAGGACGAGGACAGCUCGGAGGCUCUGCUGAAGAAGCACGAGGCGCUUGUGAGUGACCUGGAGGCAUUUGCGAGCACGAUUCAAGUUCUGCGGGAGCAGGCCGCGGCCUGUCGGCAGCAGGAGACGCCGACGGUCGACAUCGCCGGGAAGGAGUGUGUCGUGGCGCUCUACGAUUACGCGGAGAAAUCGCCGCGCGAGGUGUCGAUGAAGAAGGGCGACACCCUGACUCUGCUCAACUCGAACAACAAGGACUGGUGGAAGGUGGAGGUGAAUGACAGACAGGGAUUUGUGCCGGCGGCCUAUGUGAAGCGCGUCGAGCCCGAGGCUGGAUUGACCGCCUCGCAGCAGAAUCUCGCGCGAGAGCAGAGUUCGAUUGCGGCGAGACAGGCGCAGAUUGACGCCCAGUAUGAUGAUUUGAUCAGGUUGGCGCGAGAGCGCCAGGACAAGUUGAAUGAGACGGCCAAGGCUUAUGUGCUGGUACGAGAGGCGGCGGAACUCGCCACCUGGAUCAAGGACAAGGAAAAUCAUGCCCAGGUUCAAGAUGUCGGGGAAGAUUUGGAACAGGUCGAGGUGAUGCAGAAAAAGUUUGACGACUUCCAGGCAGAUCUGAAAGCCAACGAAGUCAGAUUGGCCGAGAUGAACGAGAUUGCCGUUCAGCUGAUGAGUCUUGGACAGACCGAGGCGGCCUUGAAAAUUCAAACGCAGAUUCAGGACUUGAACGAAAAGUGGACGAGUCUGCAGACCCUGACAGCGGAGAGAGCCAGCCAGCUUGGAUCGGCUCACGAAGUCCAGCGAUUCCAUCGAGACGUGGAUGAGACCAAGGACUGGAUUCGUGAGAAGGACGCAGCCUUGAAUAAUGACGAUCUCGGGAAGGAUCUGAGAAGUGUCCAGGCGCUCCAGAGGAAGCAUGAAGGACUUGAGCGAGAUUUAGCGGCUUUGGGUGACAAGAUCAAGCAGCUCGAUGAAACGGCUAAUCGUUUGAUGCAGUCGCAUCCGGACACGGCCGAGCAAACUUACGCCAAGCAGAAGGAGAUCAAUGAAGAGUGGACUCAGCUGACUGCCAAGGCCAAUAAUCGGAAGGAGAAGCUCCUGGAUUCUUAUGAUUUGCAGAGAUAUUUGAGCGACUAUAGGGAUCUGAUGGCCUGGAUUAACUCGAUGAUGGGACUUGUCGCUUCUGAGGAACUUGCUUCCGAUGUUACCGGCGCUGAGGCUCUGCUUGAACGUCAUCAGAGCCUGAUGUCAGAGAUGGACGCGCGAUAUGGCAUCAUUCCGGAGGAGCAUCGUAUGGAAAUUGACGCGAGAGCCGGAACUUUCCAAGCUUUUGAGCUUUUCGGUCAGCAGCUCUUGCAAUCAAGCCAUUACGCGAGCGUUGAAAUCCAGGAAAAACUGGAAUCCAUGUCCGAGGCUCGCCAGGAACUCGAGAAGGCCUGGAUCCAGCGUCGCAUGCAGUUGGACCAAAACCUGGAACUCCAGCUUUUCUGCCGCGAUUGCGAACAAGCCGAGAACUGGAUGAGUGCCCGCGAGGCUUUCCUUAGCAGCGCCGACACGGUCGACAGUUCCGACAAUGUUGAAGCUCUCAUCAAGAAACACGAGGACUUUGACAAAGCCAUCAAUGCCCACGAAGAGAAGAUUGCUGCGCUUCAAACUUUGGCGGAUCAGCUGAUCGCAGCCGAGCAUUACGCCUCCAAGCCAAUUGAUGACAGACGCUGUCAAGUUUUGGAUCGCUGGCGACACUUGAAAGACGCCCUCAUCGAGAAGCGAUCGAAACUUGGCGAAUCGCAAACUCUUCAGCAAUUCUCGCGCGACGCUGAUGAAAUGGAGAACUGGAUCGCCGAGAAACUGCAACUUGCGACUGAGGAAAACUACAAAGACCCGGCCAAUAUUCAGUCGAAACAUCAGAAGCACCAGGCCUUUGAAGCCGAGUUGGCAGCCAAUGCUGACCGGAUCCAGUCAGUGCUGGCGAUGGGUGGAAAUCUGAUUGAGAAGCGUCAGUGUGCCGGUUCAGAGGAUGCGGUUCAGAAACGCCUUGCUUCAAUUGCCGACCAGUGGGAGUAUCUCACCCAGAAAACCACCGAGAAAUCAAUGAAAUUGAAGGAGGCGAACAAGCAGAGAACCUACAUUGCAGCCGUUAAGGAUUUGGACUUUUGGCUCGGAGAAGUCGAAUCGCUCUUGACGUCGGAGGACGCAGGAAAGGAUCUGGCAUCCGUGCAAAACUUGAUGAAGAAGCACCAGCUUGUCGAGGCGGACAUCCAGGCUCACGAGGAGAGAAUCAAGGACAUGAACUCGCAGGCGGAUUCCUUGAUUGAGAGUGGACAAUUUGAUGCGGCCGGUAUUCAGGAGAAGCGACAGAGUAUCAACGAGAGAUACGAGAGAAUCAGAAACCUGGCGGCUCACAGACAAGCGCGACUCAAUGAGGCAAACACACUUCAUCAGUUCUUCCGCGAUAUUGCAGAUGAAGAGUCCUGGAUCAAGGAGAAGAAGCUGCUCGUCGGCUCCGACGAUUACGGUCGCGAUCUCACCGGAGUUCAAAAUCUGAAGAAGAAACACAAGCGUUUGGAGGCGGAACUUGGCAGUCACGAGCCGGCCAUCCAAGCAGUGCAAGAGGCUGGAGAGAAACUGAUGGAUGUUUCGAAUCUUGGCGUUCCGGAGAUUGAGCAGCGUCUGAAACUCUUGAAUCAAGCCUGGGCUGAGCUGAAACAACUCGCGGCAAACAGAGGACAGAAGCUUGACGAGUCGCUGACUUAUCAGCAAUUCUUGGCCAAGGUUGAAGAGGAGGAAGCCUGGAUCACGGAGAAACAGCAGCUGCUCUCGGUUGAGGAUUACGGUGACACGAUGGCGGCAGUUCAGGGUCUCUUGAAGAAACACGACGCCUUCGAGACGGAUUUCGCGGCUCAUGGAGACCGCUGCAAGGACAUUUGUGAAGCGGGAGAGGCGCUGAUUAAAGCUGGCAAUCAUCGGGCUGAUUCUAUCGGUCAACGAUGCAAUCAACUCCGGAAUAAACUGGAACAGCUUGGAUCUCUCGCUGCGAGGCGGAAGACUCGUCUCAAUGACAAUUCCGCCUAUCUUCAAUUCAUGUGGAAGGCGGAUGUUGUCGAGUCCUGGAUCGCUGACAAGGAGACUCAUGUUCGCUCGGAAGAAUUUGGUCGCGAUUUGUCGACUGUUCAGACCCUAUUGACGAAACAGGAGACCUUUGAUGCCGGCCUUCAUGCUUUCGAGCACGAGGGAAUACAAAAUAUCACGACCCUGAAGGAGAUGCUGGUGGACGCUGGUCACGAUCAGACUCCCAGUAUUCAGAAACGUCACGCCGAUGUGAUUGCUCGUUGGCAGAAACUGUUGGCCGAUUCCGACGCGCGGAAGCAGCGCUUGUUGAGAAUGCAGGAUCAGUUCCGGCAGAUUGAGGAGCUGUAUCUGACCUUUGCGAAGAAGGCUUCCGCCUUUAAUUCCUGGUUCGAGAAUGCCGAGGAGGACUUGACGGAUCCCGUGCGCUGCAACAGUAUCGAGGAGAUUCGAGCCUUGCGUGAGGCUCAUGCCCAAUUCCAGGCGAGUCUCUCGUCAGCCGAGGCGGAUUUCCAGGCUUUGGCGGCCCUUGACAGGCAAAUCAAGAGCUUCAAUGUCGGGCCAAAUCCCUACACUUGGUUCACGAUGGAGGCUCUCGAGGAUACCUGGAGGAAUCUGCAGAAGAUCAUCAAGGAGAGGGAUGUGGAGCUGGCGAAGGAGGCUCAGCGCCAGGAGGAGAAUGACAAGUUGAGGAAGGAGUUUGCCAAGCAUGCGAAUGCGUUCCAUCAGUGGCUGGCGGACACGCGAACCUCAAUGAUGGAGGGUUCCGGCUCGUUGGAGCAGCAGUUGGAAGCGACGAAGAAGAAGACCCAGGAAGUGCGGGCUCGACGGCAGGAUCUGAAGAAGAUUGAGGAUCUGGGGGCGAUUUUGGAGGAGCACUUGAUUCUCGAUAAUCGGUAUACGGAGCACAGUACUGUGGGUUUGGCGCAGCAGUGGGAUCAGUUGGAUCAGCUGGGCAUGAGAAUGCAGCACAAUUUGGAGCAGCAGAUUCAAGCGCGCAAUCAAUCGGGCGUGAGUGAGGACGCUCUCAAGGAGUUCUCGAUGAUGUUCAAGCAUUUUGACAAGGACAAGAGUGGACGAUUGAAUCAUCAGGAAUUCAAGUCCUGUCUGAGGGCGCUUGGAUACGAUCUUCCCAUGGUGGAAGAGGGACAGCCUGAUCCGGAAUUUGAAAAUAUUCUAGAUAUCGUCGAUCCAAACAGGGACGGUUUCGUUUCGCUUCAAGAGUACAUGGCUUUCAUGAUCAGCAAGGAGACCGAAAAUGUUCAGAGUUCAGAGGAAAUAGAAAAUGCAUUCCGGGCAAUUACAGCAGCAGACCGUCCUUAUGUCACCAAGGAGGAAUUAUAUGCUAACCUCACAAAAGAAAUGGCGGAUUACUGCGUGGCACGGAUGAAGGCUUACGUCGAUCCAAAAACGGAACGACCAAUCACCGGGGCGCUGGAUUACAUAGAAUUUACUCGCACCCUCUUCCAAAAUUAAUUAUUAUUACAAAAAUUAAUUAUCAUAAAAAUUAAUUAUUAUGCCCUACAAAAAAAAUCGAUUUAGAGCAUCUUUCCUAUCAUAUAAUCAAGACUAAUAUUGCUUAAUAUUUGCACGACUAGUAUUGGGUCCCAAUCAUCUGUCUGGGACGUUUUUUCAUUUUUCUAGUGGAAUUUUUCACGCCUUUUUUUGGCAGCUUAUCGUAUGCUUUUUAUUAAUAUAUUUAUAUCAAAUAUUUCAAAUUUACUCACAGAUGAUAGAAGAAAAAAAGAAAAAGAGAUGAAAUAUAAAACUGUUGGUUCCAGAAGAGAUAUUACUUAUAUUUGGGUUUAUUUGCUUAAUAAAGAGAAAGAAUAUAAA